AGAAUGGCACAGAAGAAGUAUUUAGUAGCAAAACUGACAAGUUGCCUGAGAGAGGACAAAAUUCAGCUAUGGAAACCACCAUAUACAAGUGAAAACAAAGAAGCUGGUAGAGAGAUGAAGGAGCUUGUACAAAAAUAUUCAUCCAAGCUGAGUAUCAAUGAGAACGAUACAGAGAAUAUGCUUGAAGAAAUACGGUGUAAAGCAAUUGAGCGUGGAACUGGAAAUGAACAUUUUAGGGUGACUGGAAUUGCAAGACUUGAUAUCUACCUGCCUCGUAGAAAAAGCAGAAAAGUCCCACUGGAAACUAACCUGUUCAUCACAGGCAAGGAGCUCAGAUCACAGAUAGCACAGGAACAUGCAUUACAAGAAAAUACUAUCAAAAUAAUCAUAAAUAAGAAGCAGCUUGACCUGGGCAGAACCCUUGAAGACCAGGGCAUAACACACAAUGCAAAAGUGAUGGUACUUCAGCUGGAACAGAGUGAUGAGGAAACUAAAAGAAAAGUUCAGGAAGAAGAACUUCAACACAAGAAAGAAAAAGAAAUAAAUGAAAAGAUGCAAAGAACUAAGAAGGGUUUGGAAAUUCUAGCAGAGAGAGAGGAAUACUUGGAUCCAGAUUCUGUUCCAUACCUAGAUAUAGCUAACCAAACAGGAAGGUCAAUCGAGAUUCCUCCUCAAGCUAAAAAAGCACUUGUGCUGGCAAUGGGUUACCAUGAGAAGGGCAGGGCAUUAAUGAAGAAGAAAGAAUAUGAAAUAGCACUGCCGUAUUUGUUGGAUGCUGAUAAACACUUCUGUGAGUGUAGCACAGAACUGCUGAAUACCGUUGAUAACUAUGCAGUACUGCAGCUGGAUAUAGUGUGGUGCUACUUCCGUCUGGAGCAGCUGGACUGCCUGGAUGAUGCAGAGAAAAAGCUGUCCACAGCACAUAGAUGCUUCCAGCGGUGCUACGGGGAGAACCAUGAAAGACUUAUUGAUAUCAAAGGAAGCUAUGGUCGUGAGAAGGUUUUAUUUCUACGACUUUACCUCCUUCAAGGGAUAGGACACUAUCACAGUGGCAGAGAAAAAGAGGCUGCCGAGUAUAUUCAGAAGGCAUCUUGUUUAUAUGAAGAGCUGUCUGUAGAUCCUGAUAAAGUUGAUUGCCUGUCACUCCUGGGAUUCUCCGAACAGGAAGCUCGGCUUGCCCUGCGAGCAUGCCAUGGGAAUGUGGAGCAUGCUGCCAAUCUUAUCACCAACAGGAGAGAGGAAAAGGCACAGAUAAGGAGGGAGGAGAGAGCCAAAAGAAGGAAGCGACUGGAAGACAUCAAUACCUUGAAAAGUAUGGGAUAUUCGGAGAGAGCUGCUCAAAUAGCUCUUCAUAAUACACAAGGAAACCUAGACCAAGCCUUUAAGUUUAUUCUUGACAAUCCUGAGUUAUUGUUGGAAGACGAUGAUGAUGAUCCUGUGGCCAUGGACCGGUUUCAGGUUUCCCAGGAAAGUAUUGAUCAACUGAUGUACAUGGGUUUCAGCCGUGAGUCAGCAGAGCAAGCUUUAAAGGUCUUCAAAGGCAAUGUCCACUUAGCUUCCCAAACCCUUGCUCAUUAUGGGGGAGUUCUUCCUGCUUCACUGCAGCUUUCUCCAGAAGGGUCCAGUCCAUCGGAAGAAUCAACUUCUUCAAAAGACUCGUCUACAGAGUCUGCAGGUUCUUCUGGUUCACCAACAGAUGAAGAUAUGGAGAAUGAUGCAGUCAAUGAGAUCCUAGAGGAUAUUCCUGAACAUGAAGAGGAUUAUCUGGAUUUAACGCUGGAGGAAGAGAAACAGAUCAUCCAUGAAUACUUGUCCUAUAUACAAGUACCACAGCAAUAAAUCCCUUUAUAUUUACUUCAGUUAUAUGUAUUUACCUUGACAAAUUGAGUUUGGAUUAAAAAUGCACCUUCAGCUUAUCUCUUACUAAAUGCCUUGAAUUCAGUUAAACUAUAGGAGGAACACUAAAUUCUUGCUUAAUUUAUAAAUCCACUUAAAGCCUACAUUUGUGAUACAUUGUAAUUUAUUGUCAUAGCAGAAAAAUAGAAACAUUUAUUUUCAGAAGGAAAUUUAAUAGAACUAAACUAUAUUUUUAUCGUGAAAUAAGUUAAUUCACUUAGUAUUCAAGUAAAGAAGCAUUUCUAUACCACUUUAAAAUACCAGCUUUAAAGAAACAGAAGUGAGUUUGUAAACCAGAAACCCAGCUCAUGAGGUUACAGAGGUAUCAACUUUCCAACUGUUCUUUUCUUCUGAAAGAUUUCUAAGAGACAUUUAUGUAUCUGUUGUGCAUGGAUUGAUACUGUGUCUGCUUGUUACUUCCUGCAGGUGUUACACAGGUAAUAAAGGUAACUCUGUGCUGCU
Messenger RNA from Nestor notabilis (Kea), 2358 nucleotides. RefSeq names its product negative regulator of ubiquitin-like proteins 1 (gene NUB1). The record is from RefSeq and is a predicted model, not a curated record. Gene Ontology annotation, biological process: regulation of ubiquitin-dependent protein catabolic process. Gene Ontology annotation, molecular function: protein binding. Lineage: Eukaryota; Metazoa; Chordata; Aves; Psittaciformes; Psittacidae. The transcript has 14 exons. Bases 4 to 1839 code for a protein of 611 amino acids.